Geodia barretti is the source of this 6458-nucleotide messenger RNA. The record is from the annotation of a GenBank genome assembly. Lineage: Eukaryota; Metazoa; Porifera; Demospongiae; Tetractinellida; Geodiidae.
AUGCGCAUAAAAGAAAGCAAAUGUCGGGAGUUCGUGUUGUCCGAGGUCCCGACUGGGACUGGGGUGACCAGGACGGGGGAGAGGGGUUCGUGGGGACGGUGGUGUGGCAGGAGGAGGGCAGCGGGAAGGCCACCGUCCAGUGGGACACGGCAAACCGGCACUCGUACUGCUGUGGCUACGGAGGAAAGUACGACCUUCGGGUCCUUGAUACAGCCCCUGCAGGUGUACAGCAUGAAGGGUGGUCGUGCAACUGGUGCCCUGUGUCUCCAAUCACUGGGACUCUGUGGCGGUGUGUGCAUUGUCCGAGAUACUCUCUGUGCAGCCAGUGCUACCACUCUGGGAAACACUGUCUGGAGCACCAGUUCCAGAGACUAGACACACCAGACAGCCACCGUCCAAACAGUGUGAGAGUUGGUAGCAGGAUGGUGGCUAGGAGGGUGGAGUCCCAGGGAAUCUUCACAGGGGCAGCUGUGAUGAGGGGAGCUGAUUGGCGCUGGGAAGAUCAGGAUGGUGGAAUAGGAUGUCAGGGGAAAGUCAGUGCAAUUGAAGGCUGGGAGAAAACCAGCUUCAGAAGUGUAGCUCACGUGAUGUGGGCUCACUCACAAGUCCUCAACCUCUACUGCAUUGGACAUAAUGGCAUGGUGGAUCUUCAGUGUGUAAAGCCAGCCUCUGGUGGCCUCUACUACCCUGAACACCUCCCUGUUCUAGGAGAGGAGAGCAGUGACAUGAACGAGGGAGAACUGAGAACAGGGGAUACAGUGAGAGUGGAACUGGACCCUGGAGAGUUCAAGUCUGCCCAGGAAGGCCACGGAGGCUGGGAAGACUUCAUGGCUGAGUACAUUGGUUGUGAUGGUGUGGUCCAAGCCAUCCACUACUCUGGAGACGUGGUGGUCCGAUACAAGAAUGGUGUCAGCUUAGAGGUCAACGGCCAAUGCCUUUCAAAGGUGGAAGGGAACAGUUUUCAGUGUGGUGAUGCGGUGAGAGUGAGUGACGAUAUGACCCUAGUUCAUCAACUGCAGGAUGGUCAUGGAGAGUGGGCCGAUGACAUUGCUCUGGUAUACAUAUAUUUACUUAUGUACGUACAAACGAAGGCUCUGUAGUAUGAUUAAGUGGAACAGUGAGCAUUCUGAGAACCUCUAUUAGUGAUUGGGAGUCACGUGUCAGCAACAAGGUCGCAAGGCAAACACCAAAACCACGCCCACAACAACUUUAUAAAGAAAGAAGUGGUUCUCAUGGUGUAGUUCGAACCUACGACAAUGUGUAGUCUAGGCUCUAGGCGAGGGCUCUACCAGAUAAAAGGAUUGAGGAUAAAGACUAAACACUGUUGUUUGCAUGAAAGUCAGGCACUCUAUAGGUGUGUAAUAGCUUUCUCUUAGGUGUGCUAUUCAUGCAUAUUGCCUUAACUACUGGGAUGGCUGUGUUGUGUACUAAGAACUUAUCAUGGAGGGAGUGUGUCAUUGUGUGUCCCCCAGUCUCUGGGGCUGGUGGGGAGGGUGAUGAAAGUGAAGGCCAACGGAGACAUUCGUGUGGCGGUCAACGGCAGUCGCUGGAUUCUCAACCCAAAGUGCCUCAGUCCAGCUCCCGGGGAGACACCCAUCGAGGAAAGGACAGGUCACCAGUGACGUAUAAAUAAUAGUAGCUGAAAACUAGAGCACACAGCCAUUAUAGUAGUGGCAGUGUUCAUUUCGGAUAUUCUAUAUGUGAUCUUUGUAUCCCCAAGUUGUUUAUCACGCCAUUUACGAGCUAUACGGUACUUUGAUUUCCCGGCCGUGUGGUCUGUAGUAGAAGAGAGUGGAGCUGUCGAGCACAAGGAAAACCACUGCGGUGGUGUCUUUGGAGCCUAUGGACACCUAUCAUAGCCCCAUAUAUUUGUAUGCAAGCCCCAACGUAUGUACUAUUAUUGGGAUUUUGCCUCGAUUCAAGCCUACGUAUAAUAUUAUACCGCCUUAGUAUUGGAUCUGUGUUUCAUAUUGCCUUGAUACAAGCCACCUUACUAAGUGAUAGUAUAGGAUGUGUGUGUUAGAUUUUGCCUCCACACCCCACAAUAACUAUGCAGGGGAGCUGCAUGUGGACCUAGCGGUGAGGAUCCAGACACUGUCUCUGUCUGAGGCCGGCUGUCCCGAUCUGGUGGUGGUGGCUGCAGCUGGCGGAGACUUGGACACUCUCACCAAGUACCUCCGCUACCACCCCGAGCAUGGGACACGGUGUACGAGGGUAAGACAGCCGUCCACACAGCAGCCAUGGAAGGCUAUUUGCCCAUCAUUAAACUCCUCAUCUCUCACAGAGCAAAUCUCAACAAAAAGAAUGAAGGCGAGCUUACUGCUCUGCAACUGUGCGUCAUCGUUAACAGUGCGGAGGGCGCUAAGCUGCUAGUGGGCGGGGGUGCGGAUCCUAACGUUGGUGACGAUCGGGGAAUCACCCCGCUUGCCAGGGCUGCCGCACUGGGGUAUCUUGAGGUUGUGAAACUUCUACUGGAUCACCAUCGAACUAACCCUAAUAAACAGGACUGCCAAGGCAGCACACCUCUCCAUAGAGCCAUCGUCAAUCACCAGCUCCAGACGAUGAUUGCCCUACUGAAUGCAGGGGCUGACCCCACAAUUCCCAAUCACAGCCUCCAUAACUGCAUGCACAGAGCAGCUGCCCUCGGAUUUCUGGCUGGAGUGGAAGAGUUAAUGAAGUGGCACCCGGACCUCAUCAACAAGGCCAAGAAGGACGGUUUCACUCCCCUGCACAUGGCUGCAGUCAGUGGACACACUGACAUUGUGUCUCUCCUUCUGUCACAUCCCAGCUGUGAAGUGAAUGUGGACGACACAGACGGACUGACUUCCCUCCACCUUGCUGCCCACGGUGGAGAGACGGCCAUGCUGGAGAGACUGGUGGGCUAUGGAGCUGACCUCAACUGUGCCACCAGGGAGGGGAACACUGCUCUCCACUUCACUCUGGCCCGCAAGAACAUGGCUGCACCCUCUCCUCUCUCCCCUCAUAUACUGGAGGUGAAGAAGGAACUUGACCAGUUGUGUGGCCAGGACAUCCUCCAGCCUGAAGUGGUGGUGGGUGUGUUCCUGGUGAGGGAGGGGGCCAAGGUCCAUGCUGCCAACCGACUCGGCCUCCACCCUCUCACUCUCCAACCGCCUGACGUGGUCCAACUGUUCACACGCUACUCUACUGCCGUCGAUAGCAGACCUCCAUUCCAUGGAACACUCCGUCAAAAAGUGGGUCCGUUUGCCGACAUUUGCCCCAAAACUCCCCAUAAACAACUGAAGGUGGUGGAGACUUCAUCUUCAUCUACUAUAUCUUCCACUCCGCCCACUGCCUCCCUUCCCCCCACUUCCCCUCUCCCCACAUCCCCUCCUCUCCCCUCCUCCUCCUCCUCAUUGCCACCGAUGACCCCAGUCCCCACCAGUACAAGUGGUGUGGAUCGCUCAGUCAAUGAGUACACCAGCCAAGUCCGGUGCUCACCUACGGGAAAGACAUCAACCCAUAUGCCAAACUGGCAGCUGCUAGUGCCAUUGACACUGUUGGAGGAAGUGGUGAAUAUCAUAAAGCUGUGUCCGGUGUGCCUCAAGAACAAGGCUGACGUGACUCGUGGAGCCUGCCGAAAAGACCACCACAGGCUCUGUAGAGUUUGUGCUGCCAGAUCGUCUUCAGUGUGUGUACUGUGCAGUUCUGUUGUAUUGAGGGCCCCAGAAUGAUUGUAUAUACAAUUCCUUUUCUACGGUUCAUAUCUAGUGCGCACGCGCGUAAAAUUAGGGAAUUUCCCUGUGGUGGUGGGUGUGGAGCGAAGCUGAGACGGGACAUGGAGGCAGCUCUGGGUCAGCGAGUAGUCCGUGGACCAGACUGGGAGUGGGGAGACCAAGAUGGCGGCGAGGGUUUCGUGGGGACGGUAGCUGGAGUGGAGGAAGGUGGAGGAGGAGUGAUAGUCCAGUGGGACAUGGGACAGAGGUGUAGGUACCGCUGUGGCAAAGACAACAAGUUCGAUCUCAGCGUCCUGGACUGUGCGCAGAUAGGAACGAGCCAUCAGCAUUUGGUGAAGUGUUCCAGUUGUAGCCAAGAAGUAUGGGGAUUUCUAUGGAGGUGUGUUCACUGUUUUGAGGGUGGUGGUCUGUGCAACAGUUGCUACAUGGCUGGGAAACACAGUCCCUUCCACUCCUUCGUGAGGAUUGACACAGAUGGUGGACCCAGGGUGAAGGUUCAGCCACGAAAGGUCUUGCAUGGAGUACAGGCGUGUGGUAUAUACCCUGGAGCAGUUGUUGUGAGAGGAAACGACUGGAAGCCAGCUUGGAAAGACCAAGAUGGUGGGAGUGGUAAUCUUGGAGAUGUUAUAGAGAUCCGGAACUGGAAAAACGAAAGUUUUAGAAGCACAGUACAAGUUAUGUGGAGUGGAGGAAAUAAACCAAACGUUUACAGACUAGGCCUCAAGGGAAAGGUUGAUUUAAAAUGUGAAAAACCCACAGCCAGUGGAGUGUACUACCCUCCACAUCUUCCCGUUAUAGGUGGAGAGUUGGCGAGAGGAGGAAGUGAGCUGGUGGCAGGGGACAAGGUGAGGGUGGAGUGUGACCAGGAGAGGUGGAGAGAGCUACAGCAGGACCACGGGGACUGGGACGAUCUCAUGUCUGAGUUCAUAGGGACUACAGGAGUGGUUCAGCACAUCACAGACUCUGGCAGAUCUGAUUGUCAGCUACCCAGGCCAGGCCAUCUUCCCCGUCAACCCUCAGCCGUCACAAAGGUGGAGGGUGUAGCAGUGUACAGGGUGGGAGAUGCAGUCAGAGUGAAUGAAGACAAAGACCAGGUCGCUAGAGAACAGAAGGGACAUGGAGGCUGGCGCGAAGAAAUGGCUGAGUCUCUAGGUCAGACUGGUAAGGUGGUGAAGGUGCUGCCAUCGGGAGAUGUCCAGGUAGGAGUGGGGGACAGGAGGUGGGUCUACUGUCCCUCCUGCCUCCAGCCAGUCGCGGGUCAGGAGAUCGACAACCAGGACACACAGGAUACAGAAGUUGGGAGUAGGCUGUCAGAGGUGGUGAGGAAUCAGCUGGAGUCCCUGGUGAAGCUCUCCAGUCCAGACCUGGUGGUGGCUGCCUCUGCAGCUGGACAUCUGCCCACUCUCAGAGACUACCUCACCAAGAACCCUGGACAGGUUGAUGUGAAAGUGAAAGAUAAGACAGGUCUGCUGGUGGCUACAGCUGAGGGCUGGCCUGAAGUUGUCAAACUACUCCUGGACUUCAAGGCCAACGUCAAUGAGCCGGACGAGGAAGGUGACACUGCUCUUCACUACUGCGCUCAUCUAGAUCGAGAGGAGAUUGCACAAUGUCUGCUGGCCAAGAACGCUGAUCCAAAUGCUCAGAAUCGCUCAAAGGUCUUUCCUCUCCUCUACGCAGUUGUCCUGGGCAACUACGGAGUAAUGAAAUCACUGCUGGCCAGCGGUCGUCUUGACCACACCCUCCAGGAGCAGGAUGGUAAUACGGCGCUGCACGUGGCGGUGGCAGCUCACAGGAGUGAGGCAGUCAGGACCCUACUGGAGGCUGGGGCAUCUCCGACUGUGUACAACAAGGCCCACCUCACCCCCAUCCUCGCUGCAGCAACCACUGGCUUCUACCUGGGUCUGGAGCAGCUCAUAGGGAGUCAUCCAGAUGAGGUCAAAUCUCAGAGAGAUGAAGACGGUAACGGUGCCCUUCACCUGGCAGCUGCCAACAACCACCUGGACCUGGUGUGCCUCCUGGCUGAGAAGGAGGCGUGUGACGUGAACGCAGCCAACAAAACGAAGCGACAAACUGCGCUGCAUGUCGCUGCUGUCGAUGGCCACACACGAAUCGUCGAACAUCUUCUGGUCCACUGCGAGGCGAACCCUGAUGCGACUGAUGUUGAUGGCCACACCCCCCUACAACUGGUCAUUGCCAACAAAGACGGCAUCAAAACUCCCUCAGACUACAGUCCACUGACACUACAGAUCAGUAGGGAGCUGCACCAGAGCCGUCCGUCUCCAGAGAACUACAUGUCCACUGGGUGUCUCCUGGCCAAGUACGGAGCCACCUUUGACAAGGAGAACCUGACCAAUGACUUUGGCUGCUCCACCUACUUUGUGACCCUCCUUGUCUCCUACUCUGAGAAGAGGUCCAGAAGCUAGCCAGUGUAGGUCUAACCAUCAUCCACACUUAAAAACUAUAAAAUGUAGCCAAGCAUACAAUUAUUAUUUUUGCUGCUGGUGUUGCAGUACAGUCUUUGAGAUUUUGUAUUUGACAAACCAAAACUACUAUUUUAGGAUGAGAUCUUGAUUUUCUGCAGUACAUCAUUCCGACAUGUGGGACAUCUUUUGACACUGACACUCUGGACACACUCAGCACACAUGGCAGUGUGUCCACAUGGCUGGAAGGAGAUAUCACAUGGCCCCUCACAGAGAAAGCAACUUGGUCCAGUCACAGACUCCACCUCACUCUCCUCCGUCUUGUUGGAGUCCCCCACACCCU